AUGGUCUACGACCUGAUAGCAUGUGGCGUCGCUGGUAUCUGCUUCCUCGUCGCUUGUUGGGCUUUCACGGGCGUACGGUUGUUUGUGCGCAUUCACCUACGCAAAGGCCCUUUUCUUGAUGACUAUCUGGCAGUAAUUUCCUUGUUCCUCUUCACAGUAACCGCCACCAUUUCCAUAUACUGCCACUUCACGCGACACAUCCCUCUGGUCAUAUAUCCCUCGCCAGAAUACGGUCGAAAAGGACUCAAGUAUGUCUUCAUCUGCCAAAUCUCUUACACAGUCGGGACAUACCUCAUGAAACUCUCCUUCACCUGCACACUCCGCCGCCUCAUCCAAACAAGACUCCAAUAUGCUGUCCUGCUCGUCCUCAUGAUCACCGGCGCAAUCAUCACCACGGCCACCAUUAUCCAAGCCGUACUCUACUGCAAACCAACUUCCUACUACUGGAACCAGUUCGGCAACUCCAACGCAAAAGGCCACUGCGGCGUCUACUCGUCGCGCACUGUCAUAGUCCUCGUCCAGGCCGUAUGGAUCCUGUUCGCCGAUGUCGUCCUCGGGCUCAUCAUGCCAUUCAUGCUCCUCCACGGCACGAUGAUGCACUUUCGCACCAAACUCUCCAUCCAUGUCCUGCUAGGGCUGAGCUCCAUCACAUGCAUAGCAACCACAAUCCGCCUCGUCUACCUCAGCCUCUCCUCCGAAUCCACACUAACAUGGACCGUCGUCCCCGUGGUCUUCUGGUCGCUCAUCGAGCACGGAAUGAACAUCCUCUGCGUCGCGGCGUCAACGUGGAAGCCGCUGUUCGUUAGGAUGGGGCUGGUUGACCCGCGCGAUCGCGACUCGCCUGUGCGUAUGAACACCGCAGACCGCGAGGUCUUUGGGGAGUCGACGCCGGUGAGUGAGUCAAAUACGAAUACAAAUACAUCCUCGCCGACGAAGUGGGGUGCGCCGAUUGCGGGGAUUUUUUAUGAUCGGGAGAAGAUAGUAGGUGUUGGGGAGAAUGCAGUUAUGUUGUCGUCUGCGUCGAGCCGGGGAGAUGGAGUUGUUUAA
This is a messenger RNA of Aspergillus puulaauensis, 1047 nucleotides long. RefSeq lists its product as uncharacterized. The transcript has 4 exons. NCBI's taxonomy places the organism in Eukaryota, Fungi, Ascomycota, Eurotiomycetes, Eurotiales, Aspergillaceae. The record is from RefSeq and is a predicted model, not a curated record. The coding region runs from base 1 to 1047 and encodes 348 amino acids.